CCAAAAGAUCCAGCGGCUUUGCCUUCACUUGCGAAUGCAACGGUCAGUUCUGUUGGACCCUCAUUAUUUUCUUCACCGCAACUAUUAGCUAGAUCCACUGCGCACUUCUAUCCAUUGACCUUGACAACCGUGCACAAAGAAAGAGAGAGAGAGAGAGAGAUAGUCAAGAUGUUCGGAUGGUCUCUGCCAUUGCUGCUGUAUCUGUUGCAACUGCUGCAAUGUCCCCCAUUGGCAUCUACCCAAGAUAGCUCUAUUAUUAGCAUCGAUUUACCCGACUUUACUACGAAUGUGUCAUCCUAUGAAUGCGAUUCUGUCAAGACGACGGAAUGUGCGUCCGAAUUGUUUCGAGCGUGUUAUCAAGAUUCCUGUUCGUCGUGUCUGCAAGACUACGUGGAAUUGCCCGAAGAAGUUUUGAGUUUGACGCAAGACGACAAUUUGACGACCGUGGUAGCGACCUUGAACUUGACCAAUGCGGGACUAAGCAAUGGGACAUUUUGUGCGCCAAUAAAAGAACUCAAGUUGGCAUUGUUUGAACGCUUUUUUCAACCUCUCUGGACAGACCCAGACGUAUCGAGUGAAGACCGAUUGCACAUUUUGUUGGGUGUGGCCAAAUACGUGACGCAACACAAUCUACAAGUUCCCAAACCGUCCUAUACACUCGCACUCAAUGAAUACAGUGCCGAUACAAGAGCCGAAGCGCAACGAUUGGGAGGGUAUAUUCCACCCAGUGAUGGUGCUACCAUUUUAUCGUUCUUGAUUGCCAUGGAAUUGGAAGCUGCCGAUGAAGAAUUGGAAUUGCCACGACAAAUCGAUUGGGUCCAACGAGGAGCCGUCACGUCCGUUAAAGAUCAAGGCCGCUGCGGCUGUUGCUGGAGCAUUAGUGUCGCCGGGGCCAUUGAAGGGGCCGCCGCCAUUUGGUCCAAUUUCACCUAUUUGCAAUCCAUUUCCUUUCAACAAUUGAUUUCGUGUGACAAAUCCAAUCUGGGGUGUAAUGGAGGAUUCCCCGCAUCGGCACUCUUUUACGCCAACAACAAUCCAUACGGUGGCACGAUUACCCUCAAUGACUAUCCCUUUACGGAUGGAAAAAAGGGAGAAGCGACGGAAGAAUGUGCUGCCGAUAAUCACAACAUUGCCGUCACUAGUCAAUUGGGACGAGCCGUGACAUUUUACGGUUCGGUUGGAGAUGAUUCCUACGAGACACGAAUGCAAAAAAUGAAACAGGGCAUUGCCCGACAACCUGUUGCCAUUGCCGUUCGAUCCAAUUGUCCCACAUGGUCCAAUUACAAAAGUGGUGUCGUGACGGACGAUGGUGAAUGUGCCUGUUUGCCCAGCAUGCUGGAGGGAUGUUUGGAUCAUGCCGUGCUGUUGGUCGGAUACAAUGACGAUCACGAUCCACCCUAUUGGAAAGUCAAGAAUAGUUGGGGCACUGGAUGGGGUGAAGAGGGAUACAUUCGAAUCGCGCAAUUCAAUCCGCAUUUGACACCCAAUUCGUGGGGACUCUUUGGCGUACUGGCCGAAGGAGUGGCACCACUGCAAGCCUUUAAUACAACCGCGCAAGUCUACGAUGAACCACAAGAAUUACGAGAAACAUGGGAAAAAGUACUCAUCAUUAUUGGAUGUUUUCUCGGUGCGGCGUUGUUAGGAAUAUGCUUGGCCAUGGGCACCAGGAAACUGUGUGGAUCCAAACCAGAUCCCGAUCAACAAUUCCAACAAGUGGUAGCAAACGAGAAUCCGUAGAGAAUUUAAAUAGAAAUAAAAUGCAAAAAGACACAUAUAGUUUUGGAUCUUGUCCCGUCGCCCAAA
This is a messenger RNA of Seminavis robusta, 1803 nucleotides long. Lineage: Eukaryota; Bacillariophyta; Bacillariophyceae; Naviculales; Naviculaceae. The record is from the annotation of a GenBank genome assembly.